AUGAUGAAACUCGUGCUCGUCGCUCUCUGCAUCGCCGCGGCCCAGGCCGGCUUCCUGGCCCCGGCAGCCGCCCCGAUCGCCUACUCUGCGCCACUGGCCUACUCGGCACCAGCGACCUACAUCAAGUCCGCCCCGCUGGCCUACUCGGCGCCUCUGGCCUACGCCGCCCCGGCCUACUCGACCUACGCCGCCUCGGCCCCGAUCAUCCGCAGCUACUCCGCCCCGGCCAUCCGCACCAGCAGCUACGCUGCACCGGCCAUCCGUAGCUACUCCGCACCGCUCGCUAUCGCCGCACCGGCCAUCCGCAGCUACUCGGCUCCUCUGGCCAUCGCUGCCCCGGCCAUCCGUGCCCAGCCUCUUGCCUACGCCUCGGCCUACUCCGCCCCGGCUAGCUACAGCAGCUACUCGACCAGCUACUCCGCACCCACCAGCUACUCCAGCUACUCGUCUCCACUGUCCUACAGCAGCUACUCCGCACCAGCCAGCUACUCCACCUACUCGGCUCCUCUGUCUUACGCCGCCCCCAUCGCCGCCGCUCCUCUGGCCUACGGCAACGGAUGGUAA
Trichogramma pretiosum is the source of this 564-nucleotide messenger RNA. Its product is annotated as cuticle protein 16.5-like. The transcript is spliced from 2 exons. Lineage: Eukaryota; Metazoa; Arthropoda; Insecta; Hymenoptera; Trichogrammatidae. The coding region runs from base 1 to 564 and encodes 187 amino acids. The record is from RefSeq and is a predicted model, not a curated record.